Messenger RNA from Oncorhynchus kisutch (coho salmon), 2293 nucleotides. RefSeq names its product nicotinamide N-methyltransferase. The transcript has 4 exons. Gene Ontology annotation, cellular component: cytosol. NCBI's taxonomy places the organism in Eukaryota, Metazoa, Chordata, Actinopteri, Salmoniformes, Salmonidae. The record is from RefSeq and is a predicted model, not a curated record. Gene Ontology annotation, molecular function: N-methyltransferase activity. Bases 788 to 1561 code for a protein of 257 amino acids.
GGAUCCAGCUGUAAGUACUCAGUCACUCCGUCUCUCAUGCUGUCCUCCGACAUGCCACAGUAUUGAAUUUAAACAUUUGUUACUAUGAACUAUUACUUUGAGCGGUUAACUAUUUUGUUCAAUGUCUUCUCUCUUGUAAAUGUAUUUUUUUUUUAUGACUACAUGGUAACCGUCGCAUGUCACACUGCCGGCUGGUGUUGCGCUUCCUGAAACAGCGCUGCUAUGACAUUUGGAGAUCUAGGCUACAGUCCCGAAAUCAAUCUGCACUUGUCUUGUUUCAAAGUUUCCUAUCUGUAGUUGAACUUUUUCCUACAUUUAUAAAAUAAUUAGUAAAUUAUUUAUUUCUGUAGCCAGUGAGCGAAUGAAAAUAGUCAGGCGCGCCUUGUAGUUGUUUCUACAGAACUCCCCAGAAUACAUUCUGUAUCCGGACAGCUGGAGUUUAUUAAUACACCCCCUUACCCUUUCAGCACGCUGCAUUGCGCGCUCAGCAUGGAGCAAGAAAUCGCACCUAUAAUAUAUUUCUGGACGCAUUAAGAGGAGCAGUAGUGUCAACGAAUCACUGCACAGAGUUGAGAAGGUACUGCACCUCUCCCACCACCAUCCUGAGUCGCACACCUGAACACCCACCAGACCACCUGAACACCUGAACAGCCACCACACCACCUGAACACCUGAACAGCCACCACACCACCUGAAUACCUGAACAGCCACCACACCACCUGAACACCUGAACAGCCACCACACCACCUGAACAGCCACCACACCACCUGAACAGCUGAACAGCACCAUGGGAGAGUGCCACCAGGCCAAGUUUGACCCAAAGACCUACUUCAACUACUGCUACCAGUUUGCUGCUGUCCCGGGCCAGAAAGACAACAGCCGCUUCGUCUCCUUCGUCCUGUGUCAGCUCAGCAAGACCUUCUCAACAGGGAAGUACAGGGGCCAGAGGCUGAUAGAGGUGGGUACAGGGCCGACCAUCCACACGCUGAUCAGUGCCUGUGAGUACUAUGAUGAGAUCGUGGUAUCGGACUACGUGGACAGCAACAGGAAGGAGAUUGAGAAGUGGCUGAAAGCCGAGGAGGGAUGUUUAGACUGGAACGCUCACCUCCAGUAUGUCUGUGAUCUGGAGAGGAAAAGAACCCCAGCGAUCAUCUCAGACACUCUCCGUCAGAGGGUUAAACAGGUUCUAAAGUGCGACAUCUGCUUGGAGAACCCGUUCCACCCUGUCACAGUUCCUCCUGCGGACUGUGUCCUCUCCUCGCUGUGCCUGGAAGCGGCGUGUAAGGACCGCGAGUCCUACCGCCGCUCGCUGUCCUCCAUGGUGGACCUACUGAGGUCUGGAGGGGUCCUGGUCCUGAUCGGGGACCUGGAUGAGACCUUCUACACGGUGGGAGAGCAGAGGUUCGACUGUGUCAACCUGAGCGAGGAGUUCAUCACCGAGACGCUGUCGAAGCUGGGACUGUCUGUGGAGGAGUUCACUCUGCAGCAGGCUGAGGACCGGGACAGCAACCACAAGUGUGACUACGCCGCCUCCUUCCAUCUGAUUGCCAUCAAACACUGAUCAGCUCUAGUAUGUUUAUGUAAGACACUAUGUAACACUCUGUGGUUGUGUUAUGGGUUAUUAUACACUAUAAAAAGAGGGGUUGGCGGGUGGUGGGACACAAUGGUUGGUCGGCCCAAUUGAGGUAGUAUGUACAUGAAUGUAUAGUUAAAGUGACUAUGCAUAUAUGAUAAACUGAGUAGCAGCAGCGUAAAAGAGGGGUUGGCGGGUGGUGGGACACAAUGCAGAUAGUCUGGGUAGCCAUUUGAUUACCUGUUCAGGAGUCUUAUGGCUUGGGGGUCAUACAAGCAAGAGCAGUGUCUGGGUUUUCCCUAUAUACAGUAGAGCUUGGGGGUAAUACAAGCAAGAGCAGUGUCUGGGUUUUCCCUAUAUACAGUAGAGCUUGGGGGUAAUACAAGCAAGAGCAGUGUCUGGGUUUUCCCUAUAUACAGUAGAGCUUGGGGGUCAUACAAGCAAGAGCAGUGUCUGGGUCAUGUCAAUCAGGCCUUUUGAGUUGAACAUAUGUAUUAGGUUUAGGUUUGUAGCCUAGGAUACCAUUUAAAUUAUUUAAAUUAAUGGAUCAUGCCUUAGCGGUCAUUCUCAAUGAUCAGUGCUUUACUUUCUUUUGUUGCUAUCAAGCAGCUUCUGAAUUUGCAAUGAACCGUUUUUAUAGCCUUUUGAGGUGAACAUUUGAAAAGUGUGUAUUAUAUAUGUUGUUGCUUUGGUCUCACUAAUAAAUAUGUUGAAAUGGAA